This is a messenger RNA of Soboliphyme baturini, 953 nucleotides long. The record is from the annotation of a GenBank genome assembly. Lineage: Eukaryota; Metazoa; Nematoda; Enoplea; Dioctophymatida; Soboliphymatidae.
UUUCCGAAGGACCUUGCGCUUAACAGGGAUGGUAUUCAAGUGUAUAUUGAAGAUUUUUCUGACGAGUCUGAAGCAACGUCAACUGCGACGGAGCAAAGCAUUGAACACUAUGGUGAUGCUUCGAAAAACACUUGCUUCGGGGGCACGCUGGGACGCUUCCUGCUCAGCCGUUUUUUCGGUUACGACGACAUAAUGAUGUCGAGCAUCAGGUCGUUCGCCGACGACGAAGAGGGCAAAGGUAGCGAUGAAAGGUUCGGUUGUGGCUGCUUGUUGCUGAUGGUCCGUCUUGUGUGUUUAGGCUACGUGCGAAAUCUAGUUACCGGUCGGCAUUAUCGAUUCGUAGUCAUGUGGAUGACCGGCGUUUACUACUUGCUUGGCUUUUCAGUUAUGAUUGUUUUCACGUUUCUCAUCUCGACUUUGGUGCGCUUCUUUUAUAAUCAGGUUUUUCUAUGCAUGCUGCAACUGUCGCAGAUGUUCGUGAUGAAUCGUGUAAUCAUGAUCCCCGUCGCUCCUUUGCUGACCGCGGUACUCGCUUUGAUUGGUAUGAGAGCUAUUUUGGUUGAGUUCUUCAAUGACAGUAGUACGGCAGUUUUUGUGAUGGCACUGGUAUGGCUGGCUGACCAGUACGACUCCUUGUGCUGCCGUUCAUCCAUCAGCAAACGGUUUUGGCCAAGGUUUUUCUUUUUGUAUCAUUUCACGUUUUACGCCUACUACUAUCGUUUCAAUGGCCAUUACAGUGGAUUGGCCCUUUUAACGUCGUGGUUAUUCAUUCAGGUCGGUGUUUCAUGUUUUUUUCUGAUCAGGACUGAAAUUACAAAGUCGUUUAAUGUUAUUGAAAUGAUGCACAACCCAUGUGUGGUAACCUUCGUUUUCAUACAUAUGCUUUUGUCUUAUUGCAUCGAAGAAGCUGUCGGGUGCCUUUCAAGUAUUCCACUUAGAUCAAAUAAAUGAGU